Molecule: messenger RNA, 1969 nt
Organism: Cyprinodon variegatus (sheepshead minnow)
Lineage: Eukaryota; Metazoa; Chordata; Actinopteri; Cyprinodontiformes; Cyprinodontidae
Gene: tedc2
Product: chromosome unknown open reading frame, human C16orf59
Exons: 9
Coding region: 166-1623 (485 amino acids)
Source: RefSeq, a predicted model, not a curated record
GCAUCCGUUAAGUGUGUUUUCGCGGGUGAAGAAUUUUCCUUAACCUGCGUGUUUAUCGUAUGUUAUAUCUCGCAAAAGUUGUACACACGGUUAUCUCUUAUCGCUGGUCCAGAUGUUUAAGUUUUGCUUUUAUACAAAUAUCUCCGACAGAGCCUUUUGAGAAGCAUGUCUCUGCUGUCUGCGGUUCAGGACGCUAUCGAGACAUAUAAGGUCGAACAAGCCAAACUAAACCGCAGCAUUCAACUUUUCAAGGAAAUCUUAAACAGCCUGACACCACAAGCAGAGGAAGGCACUGAAGUAACACAUACAAAAGAAGAUGCUGCUGCAGAUGCAGAGUCCUCAAAAGCAGAGAGCGAAGAUAUAGAGCUGCUUGAACGAGCACUGGAAAAAGCCCUCCGGGUCCGGACCUUCUCAGAGGUGUCUAAACAAAACUGCAGCAGAAGCAAGCUAUCUGCACAAGAAACAGAAAACAAGCUAUCUGCACAAGAAACAGAAAACAUACCGGCUCUAACCGCAGUGACUAAAGAUGUUCAACCAACCAUCAAGUCAAUCAAAAAACCUGUCAGCCUUCAUAGGAAAAGGGACAAAAAGUCUAAUGUGUCACUUAGCUCAAAGCCUUCAGCGGUUCAAAAACCAGAACAGUCCAAGAACCCAAUCCAGCGCCAUCCCUGCUUAGAGGCUGGGGCUGGAAAUCACCAGGCUGCUAGGAGAUUGCAGCAGGCUGUAUUGGCAGGAUCUGCCUCCCCUGAUCAGAUGACAGCCUUGCAGCCUAAAAACAAGGCAGUCAGAAGCAAUCUGCAAAGAGACAAUGCCCAGAGCAAAGCCGUGCCUUCUUCAGUUAAUACAGUGUUCUUUUCAGGGACAGAUGGGUCUGGUGUUGACACUUUGCAUCAACAGAGUGGGGGACUUUCUGUACAAACUACAAAAUGGAAAUCGUUGAGGAGAAAACAAAACAGAUUGUGGGAGAAAGUGAUGACCCUACAGACGAAGCCUGAUCCUGGGAGGAGUCACUUCAUGCAGAGAAUGAGGGCUACGUUUCCUGACGAUUGGCCGUGUGGCAGUCCGGAUGAGACCAGGUUUCUACUCCACAGCAUAACUGACCAAGGACUCAGCCUAGCACAGCUCUAUCGGACCGAGGAGAUUCUCAUCAAGCAGCCACUAGAAACGGAGGCUGAGCUCCUGGGUGAGGAGCAGAGCAAGUCCCCUUCCUGUCCUACAAUUGAGCAGCUGCAGCUGACAGCAGCAAAACUCCACCUUUCUGCAGAUAAAGUGAAACAAGAGUGGAAAGCAUGGGAUCGAUGGAGGCCAGAAGGAGGCUGUCUUUGCCCGUCUGAGACAACUGGUGGGUUCAGAGAUGGGUCCUCUUCACCUCUGCCCAUCACCAUAACUUACAGAACGGAGCAGGAGCUCCAGCAGCUGGAAAGGCUGCGGAUGAGAGUGGCACUGCUGCAACAAGAGAUCUACCUUGAACAGGUGCUGUUGGACACUGUAUCCCCUCAUCUUUCUUCCAUCAGACCUGGACCUGGAUGUCCAAGCCCCAAUGUGCUCAGAGACUUAUACUCCCUGCUUGGUGAAGGAGGGCAGCGUUUCACUGCUAUUGUUCAGGACUCUGAGCAUGAAUGAUUCCUGAAAUUGUACCACUGGGAAUAAACAGUCAAAAGCUUAGCAACAGAAAAACUUACACAAGGAAUCAACAGCAGUGCAAUGAAAGCAGAAGAGUCACUCUAAUUAUUAGAAGAUCAAUUAAACCAAUUAAAAUGGGAGUAAAUCGUAUUAAAAUAUCCUUUGAAGUUUCCCUGGUGAACGAAAGUGCCUGAGCUCUUAUUGAUGAGCUUUCUGUUACGCAUCAGUGCUACACCUCUCCUCUGAUCAUUCAACAGAUAACCUAGAGAUGAAAGCAGGGUCCAGUUUCUUUUAAUGUGUCUGUAAGAGUUUAACUUCUUUCCUAAAGCAGAAACUACAAGACAUG